Geodia barretti is the source of this 1023-nucleotide messenger RNA. The record is from the annotation of a GenBank genome assembly. Lineage: Eukaryota; Metazoa; Porifera; Demospongiae; Tetractinellida; Geodiidae.
UAUCUUUCUAGAGGCGUAUCAUCUUUGGCUGUUUUCGUGGAGACUCCGAUAAGAAUCCAAUCUCUGGCAACGCUUUGACCUCACACUACUACCAUGGAGGUAAACCGCGUCAGGAUUGGAACUCUAACGCUGGAACCUUUGAUUUGUCAUCUUUCGUUACUGGCAAUUGGGUUUUUAUCAUGCACUAUGAUUGUGAAUUUCACGUGUGCUACCGACGAGACGGUGGAGUUGGCGGCAUGUGACUACAGGCCUAAAGGGGAAAAUUUUACAUUAGUUGUCAGAUUUUGCCCGAAUUUGAACUACACCAUUGUUCUUGAAUGCAGUGUAACAAACACUUACUCUCUUAAGUGGAUACUGAACGAUUCUAAAACAGACUUUUAUCCCGAGGAUUCAUGCGAACAAGGACCAAAAAUGAACCAAGGAUUUAAUUUCAGCCUCAUCGAAAAGGUCAUAGACAAUGAUACUAACGAGACUGACAAUAACUCAUACAUAUCGCAGCUUCGAGUGUCCACUAGUCAUCUUAAGAUUGUUGUCAACAACUCUAAUGAAUUCAGUGUGACAUGUCAGUCUUCAAACAACACCAAAAGAAUGUCAUUUAUAAAAAUUUCAGAAGGAAUAAACCCUCAAAUUGUUAGUGCUGAAUUUGGAGAAAGUGAUGAGAUAAUUGUUACAUGGAUAUCAGCCAAUAAUGAUCUCACAAGGACCGAAAUUGUUGCAGAAUACGAAAAUGGCACCAAAAUGUCUGUUUUUACUGAGUGGUACAAGAGAGAAGGCCAAAUUAAUGUCACUGAAUCUUCAGCUACCUAUAAUGUUACUGUUAUCGAGUACACUAUGUGUAACCAAAGUUUUUCCAGUAAUACCACGAGGGUAAGCCCAUCAUCUGCCAUAGGGAGCUCACUGGUUCUGGAUGCACAGCUGUUCUUACUGGUUCCAGUACUGCUGUUUAGUUACUUGUAGAGCGUAUGAUUGAGACUGAGUGUAUAUUAUACACUGUGUAACCAUGCAAGUAUUUCCGGAAGUCGA